Penicillium hordei is the source of this 3036-nucleotide messenger RNA. RefSeq lists its product as uncharacterized. Bases 1 to 3036 code for a protein of 1011 amino acids. The record is from RefSeq and is a predicted model, not a curated record. Gene Ontology annotation, biological process: carbohydrate metabolic process. The transcript has 6 exons. Lineage: Eukaryota; Fungi; Ascomycota; Eurotiomycetes; Eurotiales; Aspergillaceae.
AUGCGUCGACCGAAAGGCGCAUCAGCCAUUGGCCUGGCAAUGAUGUCCCUUGCCUCCAUUGCCAAUGCCUAUCAAUCUGCUCUACACGCUUGUCCAGCUCCUCGUGAUAGCAUGUCAGGAGACUGGACCGUCUACACAUCAGUCACCCGUCUUCAAGCUUGUAAAGAGCCUAUGCUGUUGGACUUUUCUCUUCACUCCGGCCUUGAUGAAGAAGAUAUGGUGAUCAAGCUACUGGUCUGUACCUCAAACAAUAUGACCAGCAACACUGUCACAUCGGGUGCUCCCUCGGGCGUCCAGAACUCCGCACGUGGCCAUCAUGCCAUUUCUCAUAAACGGUUCCACAACAGAGACAUCCAUUCUACAUGCAUACCGGGUGAAAAGCAGGGGAUCUCACUAGAUCUGAAUAUAGAUUCAGAUGUUAGCUCAGUCUCCGUCAAUGACCUCCACACCAUUCUUGAGCGAGUUCAGAAUCACCUCGGAAACACGUCCCAUUGUGACACUACCAAUGUUUUUGGCUACUAUAAUGGGGUGGCUGUUGGAGUCUAUGUUGGACCUGCCAUUGACAAUGCCAAGAGCACCUCAUCUUUAUUCCAGCGCUUCUAUGAGCAAAUAUCAAAAGGCCAAGAUGCGAAGAGCAUGGUCAUGCAACGCUGUCUGGGUGUUUCAAACGCCGACUACACUAUCGGUCUAGCAGUUGAUACCACUGGAGACUUGACCUCUGUGCAAAAGUCUGUUCACUCCUGGAGUAAUGGACAGUGUGCUAGCACCGACGGUGUAAGCACCAAAAGAGGUGUUCCUGUUCUGGAGAAGGCAAUGGACCUUGUCCUCAGCAGUAACGGCACGGUUCGAGAUGCACACAUCUUCAAGCGCAGUGAUUGCCGAACGAUAAGCGUCAUAGGAGGAGACUCUUGUCCUUCUCUGGUUAAGAAAUGUGGAAUUUCCCCAAAUGACUUCACCAAAUACAAUACCGCCAAGACCUUGUGCUCUAUGCUGGUGGCUGGUCAGCCUGUAUGCUGUUCUGCCGGAAGCCUCCCGGAUAUCCGGCCAAAGCCCAAUAAGGAUGGUUCCUGCCACACUUACACUGUGCAGGCAAACGAUGUGUGUAACUCUAUUGCAGCUGCCAAUGGACUCAAGGCAUCAGACAUCAGUGAUUUCAAUGACAAGACGAUAUGGGGCUGGUUUGGCUGUGGUAACCUUCAACUCAAGAGCCUGAUCUGCCUGAGCAAGGGUGACCCACCGAUGCCUGCGCCAGUGUCCAACGCACAAUGCGGUCCUAUCGUUGCUGGAACAAAAAGGCCAACCAAUGGAACAGCUCUGGCUGAUCUCAAUCAAUCUACGGACCUCCCCGGCAUACCGAAAGGUCUCGCUAGUGAUGGUACCACCUACCUCAACUUCAUCAAGAAGAUGAAGCUCAACUUCCCAUUCGAUAAGACUGUCUCAAUUGCCGCCCCAGCAUCUUACUGGUAUUUGAAGUCGUUCCUCAUCGAUGAGAUGGCAAAGUCUUUGGAUUAUAUUGUUUAUAUUACCUAUGACCUACACGGCAAGUGCCCUGGAAAUUGUUUAAUCGAGUGUCAAUGGGACUACGGCAAGCAAUGGACUCAGGAAGGCUGCCCCAAUGGCGAUUGUCUCCGCAGCCAAGGUACAUCUUCCUCUUGCGCUGUAGAUCACGUGAAUUUGACUGAGACAAAGUACGCUCCAUCCAUGCGUGCGUUAUUUCUCCCCACACAUCUGGAUUUCAUUGGUUACCGACUUUCCUGUGCAGUCACGAAAGCCGGAGUGGAUUCAAACAAGGUGUUUGUGGGAAUUCCAACUUACGGACGUUCUUUCGAAGGCAGAUGCACGGAGACCGCAGGUAUUAUCGCAAAUGCCGAGAUUAACGAAAUCCUUGCCAUUGGAAACCAGACCAAGACCUACUAUGAUGCGGGAUUUGAUUCCAAUAUUAUUGUUUGGGACAAUACAUGGGCUUCCUUCAUGGAUAUUACUACAAGGGCUUCAACUUUGGCGGAACCGUCGAAAGGGGCUGUCGAUUUGAAUAAAUUUACCGACGAUGACGACAAUUACGAUGACGCCUUGGAUGAACCUCCUGUGCCUAAGCUUGCCGCCUGUACAGCAACCUUCCAUAGCAUCAAGGCCUUGAGCAAUGCCAGCAGCACGAUCCCUGAGCAUUGUGUCACGCAGUAUACUGUGCAGACUCUUUCGGACUUGCCUAGUACUGCCAUGAAAAACUACACCGAUCUUAUAAAUGAUGGAUACGAUGCGAAAUUCAAGAUUUAUGCCGACAUGGUUGCAGAACUCGCAGGUGCCUCCGUCCAUGACUUCGUCUACCAGAAUGGCAACAAGUAUUUUACCUGCAAGGUGGACGAGGACACCAUUUGCUGUGACCAGUGUCAUGCGAAUAAGAAUACCUACAACUGUGACCUUUGCUGGUCAGACAGUGCUUGCUACACGACCUGUGAUUCCCUUGCCUGUCAACAGAGUCACGGGUUUGGUGACCCAGAGCUAUUUUAUAAGUGGAAGUCAGAGACUGAGCCGUGCCCACCAGAUUACUCAAAGCGUUUUAGAAAGGAUCGAGGUUACCCUGAGAGUGUGCACUGGUCUCUGGACGAUAGUAAGGCCACCAAGUUCUGGGCUGACCUCUACACGAACACUGGAAUCAAUCAGUCCCAUAUUCAAUUCGGGCAAUACACUCGUCAAAAAACCUGUGGACCAUCCGUCAAGUGUGACGAUGAUUGUUGGAAGACCGGCUACGACUACAAUAUCUCACUGCCAAAGGGCUACGAUGCGUCUGAAGUGUCGAACCCGAAGGACACGGCCAAGAAGGGUCUUGACAGGGCCGGAUCCUUGAAACCGCAAAUCUCCACCACACUAUUUCAAAUGGCCACGGACACCUGGAUUGGGGACGGUAUGGAUCUCAUUGACUCCAUCUCACUGCCUAUCUUGAUGAUUGUGUCUGCCGUCCAGGAGAUGAGCGCAGUUGAGAAGGUUGCGGAUAAACUCAGUGCUGAAGAAAGAAGCUCAAGGAAACAGAGAUUAUAG